GCCACGCCCCCUCGUCCCUGGGUGACAUUGCCAUGGCUCUGAGAGCGGGGCAGCGCUCCCAUUCGCUUCUGAUAAAGUGCAGCAGCAGCCGGGGGAAGAGCGGCCAGUCCGGUGCCACUGCCUCCGCUGCCGCCUACUGUGCGGAGCUGGUAAGGAAGCGAGAUUAUGAAGGAUUUCUAUGCACGCUGCUGCUUCCUCCUGAGUCACGGAGUUCGGUAUUUGCACUACGAGCCUUCAAUGUAGAGCUGUCACAGGUGAAAGAUUCGGUUUCUCAGAAGAACAUCGGACUGAUGAGGAUGCAGUUCUGGAGAGAGACUAUAGAUGAGAUCUACAAUGAGAAACCUCCACAUCAACCUGUAGCGCUUGAACUGUCCAAGGCUGUUCAGAGGCAUAAACUGACAAAACGAUGGCUGAGCCGAGUUAUCGAUGAGCGGGAGAAGAACCUGGAUGAUCGGGCCUAUCGAACCAUAAAAGAGCUGGAGACCUAUGCAGAAAACACCCAAAGUUCCUUGCUCUACUUGACCUUGGAGACUCUUGGUGUCCAGGACGUUCACGCAGACCAUGCCGCCAGCCACAUAGGGAAAGCGCAAGGCAUCAUCACCUGUCUCAGAGCUGCUCCAUUUCACAGCAGUAAGCGCCAGGUCUUCCUCCCUGUUGACAUUUGCAUUCUUCACGGAGCUUCACAAGAAGAUUUCAUCCGAGGCAGCCUGGAGAGAAAUGUCAAAGAUGUUAUAUUCGAUAUUGCUAGUCAGGCCCACGUGCACUUGGAACAUGCUCGAUCUUUUCAGAACAAAGUUCAUAAAGCUGCUUUUCCUGCCUUCAACGUCACAGUUCCUUUGGAUGGUUAUUUAAAAAGACUCCGGAAGUCGGAUUUCAAUAUUUUCCAUCCAAGCUUACAAAGACGCGAUCCCUGGCUGCCGUUGUCUUUAUAUAUUCAGUCCUGGAGGAAAAUCUAUUAAAAUAUAUAUUUUUCUAAUAAAAUGUCUUUUCUGUG
Bufo bufo (common toad) is the source of this 994-nucleotide messenger RNA. RefSeq names its product NADH:ubiquinone oxidoreductase complex assembly factor 6 (gene NDUFAF6). Gene Ontology annotation, biological process: mitochondrial respiratory chain complex I assembly; biosynthetic process. The transcript is spliced from 9 exons. Lineage: Eukaryota; Metazoa; Chordata; Amphibia; Anura; Bufonidae. Gene Ontology annotation, cellular component: mitochondrion. Bases 33 to 959 code for a protein of 308 amino acids. The record is from RefSeq and is a predicted model, not a curated record.